UUUGUGUCCGUUAUUAGUUCGUUUAUCAAUUAAAAAAAAUACGAAAUUGUCAGUUCUCAGUGUUAGCCUUGGAGCCAUGGCUUCGUUAUCGACGAUAACUCAACCGUCGUUAGUACACAUUCCAGGCGAAUCCGUCCUCCAUCACGUACCAAGCACGUGCUCUUUCCCGUUGAAGCCAACACUCACCACGAAGCGGAUUAUAUGCUCGCCGGCGAGGAACUCCAGUGAGGCUUCGGCGGAGACAGAGACAGAGACCGAUGGUGGAACUAGCACCGCCGUGGAUGAAGCACCAAAAGUAUCUCCAUCUUUAAUCUCAGCUCUCAACGUUGAACGCGCUCUCCGUGGCCUUCCGAUAACAGAUGUGGAUCACUAUGGACGCCUUGGGGUUUCAAGAAAAUGUUCUUAUGAUGAGGUUAGAACUGGUUACCAAGAAAUAGUUAAGAAGCUAAAGGAACAAGGCCUAGCCGAAGAACAACUUAAGACCAAGAUGGACCUUGUCAAAGAGUCAUAUACAAUCUUGUCGACCGUGGAAGAGAGAAGAAUGUACGAUUGGAGUCUAGCCAGAAGCGAAAAAGCAGAGAGGUACGUCUGGCCAUUUGAGGUUGACAUCAUGGAACCGUCCACGGAAGAGCCACCUCCUCAGGAACCGGAAGACGUAGGACCAACGAGGCUUUUGGGAUACUUCAUUGGAGCAUGGCUUGUCCUUGGUAUCGCUCUCUCUGUUGCAUUCAAUCGUUAGCCAAGAAUUAUGUUUCUUAUAUUGUUCUCUUCCUCACUUCAAAUUCCAUGUAUAUCUCUACCCGUAUAAACACUUACGUGUAAAACCUUACAUGAUGUUUCAUGCUAUAACAGUGUAAUGUAUGUAUCCCAAUUUCCUCCUA
Messenger RNA from Capsella rubella, 881 nucleotides. RefSeq names its product NAD(P)H-quinone oxidoreductase subunit U, chloroplastic. Gene Ontology annotation, cellular component: chloroplast thylakoid membrane; chloroplast; NAD(P)H dehydrogenase complex (plastoquinone). The record is from RefSeq and is a predicted model, not a curated record. The transcript is spliced from 5 exons. Bases 77 to 739 code for a protein of 220 amino acids. NCBI's taxonomy places the organism in Eukaryota, Viridiplantae, Streptophyta, Magnoliopsida, Brassicales, Brassicaceae.